AUGCGCUUCAAGAACCGCUACUUGCUAGCAGAGUUCAUCUUCGCGCCAGACAGCGACGCCCCGAGCUUCAGCGAGUCGGACAUCGUGCGCCUCGUCAGGGAUGCACUCUCGGUCAAUUUUGGCGACGCAGGAUGGGCGGAGGCAGGCUCAAGUCUGAACGUCAAAUACCUCUCGCCGACGACCCACAUCAUGAUCUUGCGCACGCCGCGAUCGGCUUGUCAGCUCGUCUGGACCGCCCUCACGCUCACAAGGCAGCUCAAGGGCGUCGAUUGCAUCAUUCGCGUCAUGCAUGUCGGUGGCACGAUUCGUAAGAGCCAACAGGCUGCCAUCAAGUAUGACCGCGAUCUCAUCCUGCGCCGAGCUACGCAAGCGCUGCAAAGCUCAGCGAAUGACGAAGAGACCCGCACGCUGCUCCUGCAAUCAGAGCAACUCAUCAAUGCCAUCGCGGAAUGA
Mixia osmundae IAM 14324 is the source of this 453-nucleotide messenger RNA. RefSeq lists its product as uncharacterized. Gene Ontology annotation, molecular function: ribonuclease P RNA binding. The record is from RefSeq and is a predicted model, not a curated record. The coding region runs from base 1 to 453 and encodes 150 amino acids. NCBI's taxonomy places the organism in Eukaryota, Fungi, Basidiomycota, Mixiomycetes, Mixiales, Mixiaceae. Gene Ontology annotation, biological process: tRNA 5'-leader removal. Gene Ontology annotation, cellular component: ribonuclease P complex. The transcript has 3 exons.